AUGAAGUACACAAACUAUGGACAACGAAUGGAUGGAUCAGAGCAACAAAUCCAGGACAAUCAAAAACUUCUGGAGCAAAUAUAUCUUCAUCCAUUGACACAAUUUCAGCCCAGCAAUUAUGUUAAUCCGAGUCAUGUGGUAUAUGACAGCCAGCAUUCAAGGUGGAUCGAUCCUCCACCGGAAAUUCUUAACCAGAAUAGACAGCUGAAUGAGGACUAUAACUUUCCAUUGUCUAAUGGAAGAAUUCUGACAGAAUCGUAUCCAGAAGUACCAAAAUCAAAUGCAUCCAUAGAGCCUUAUUAUGUCGACAAUAACUCCAUUAGAAUGGAUAAUCAGCAUUUAGUCCAACAGACAAAUCUCGAAGCAUCAAUUGCUACAUCUAGUUCAGCAGCUGGUCAAUCUAUUCCGGUCAAUAACUACCUUAACAACCACAUCACAAUGACGGGAGAUCAAAGCCACGGGAGCCAGAACUUGGUCAACAGAAACAUGCAAAACACCCAAAUUGAAAACCAGAAUUUGGAUGAUCAAUCGGAUAGUUCAGGAAGCGAUGCUUCAGAGACUAGAAAGUUGAAGGAUACGGGAACAACUCGGAGAAAGCGCAAACCUUGGACAGCACGUCCUGAAUCCUCUUAUCCACGCGUUUGGACGACUGAACAAGAAAUGAAGCACAUAGAUCCUGAUUAUGAGAAGAAUCCUCGAUUGGCCUUUCAAGAUAUGACGAAAGCCAAGAAUGGAAUGAAGUCUUUUCAGAUAGACUGGGAUCAGGUAGAGCUAUUGAAUGUACACCGUCGAAAUGCCGCAAAUGAGGAAAAUGAGCGUAUGAAGUGCCGCGCUCCCGGAACAUACGUUCCAAAGUUUGUACCUAAGCCUUACUUUCCAAAUGCUAGACUUCAGGAAUGCCGCGACGAAUGGUUCAGAAGAAAGCAGAUGGGAGAUGCUUCUGAUUCAUGGACAAAUAGGAUGAGACGAAAGGCCGAUCGUUCCAACUAUAACCCUGAACUAGAGGGUGAUUCUGUGCAGUGA
Messenger RNA from Botrytis byssoidea, 1023 nucleotides. RefSeq lists its product as uncharacterized. The transcript is spliced from 3 exons. The record is from RefSeq and is a predicted model, not a curated record. Bases 1 to 1023 code for a protein of 340 amino acids. Lineage: Eukaryota; Fungi; Ascomycota; Leotiomycetes; Helotiales; Sclerotiniaceae.